Mytilinidion resinicola is the source of this 537-nucleotide messenger RNA. RefSeq lists its product as uncharacterized. The coding region runs from base 1 to 537 and encodes 178 amino acids. NCBI's taxonomy places the organism in Eukaryota, Fungi, Ascomycota, Dothideomycetes, Mytilinidiales, Mytilinidiaceae. The record is from RefSeq and is a predicted model, not a curated record. The transcript is spliced from 3 exons.
AUGGCUCCUGGCGGAUUCACCUUGGCCGUGCUAAAAAGGCACCCCAAAGCGACGGUGCGAGGAAUCACUUUGCCACCAGAAAUAGGAGGCUUGGAGGUCACACUGCCAAGUUGGAGACGGAACGAAAAGGUCCAUAUAGAGUUUCUUGACGUCACGAUGCUCGCGGACGAGAUGGGAGCUCCAGCAAUAUCCAUACCGGUUACGCACGCAGACUUAGCGAACUUCUCCUCGCAUAGGCCGUUCCUCGGCAAGGAGUUCGACCUCGUGUUCUGCGGCGCUGCGGUGCUCCGCACGCAUUCUCGGGCUGCGUACCGCGAGUCCCAGGCAUGGAAUAACGUCGAACUAAUCAACGCGUUCACGCGCUUCUCAAAUGUGUACCUCUUUAAACCUAAGCAGAAGCACGCCACCCGCUCGUCCUUCUACUUGGUAGCAACCAAGAAGGGCCAGUGGGAAAUUGCUACAUUCGGGACCGAUGACGCCUUGAAGGCUUGCCUCUAUGCGUCGGAAGACUGUGUUCUGACGGACUUUGGGUCGUAA